Messenger RNA from Etheostoma spectabile (orangethroat darter), 3512 nucleotides. It is a transcript of the gene slc9d1, whose product is annotated as transmembrane and coiled-coil domains 3. The record is from RefSeq and is a predicted model, not a curated record. Bases 403 to 2427 code for a protein of 674 amino acids. NCBI's taxonomy places the organism in Eukaryota, Metazoa, Chordata, Actinopteri, Perciformes, Percidae. Gene Ontology annotation, molecular function: potassium:proton antiporter activity. The transcript has 15 exons. Gene Ontology annotation, cellular component: membrane. Gene Ontology annotation, biological process: proton transmembrane transport; potassium ion transmembrane transport.
AGUAACGUUAGCAUUCCCCUUUGCUAACACGAAUAAUGUUGUUAUAACGGUUGGAGGUCGAAGUCAACAUUAAGUUGGUCGCCACCGGUGAACGCCUGCACCGACGCUGGCUUCAGCUAUGUGGCAGGGGAGGAGGGGUGGAGGUGAUGGUGGUGGUGGUGCGGUACAACAGCAUGAUUGUUCCCUUCUUCUUCAGCUUCUCCUUCAGCCGAGAAUUGGAGUUGAGAGCCAGGAUAGUGCCCAUAUUUCGCAGCAUCAGUAGCAGAGUGGCUGCAGUCCAGUUGAAGGAAGGACGGACAGAGGAGGAGUUUGGAAAGUAAACAUCACUCAGCUUGACUCAUGCUCACAAAGAUUUUUUUCUCUUUGUCAAUCUUCACACUCGGGUGAAGACAGAAGUUUUGGAUGCAGGUUGUAUGUUGGCUGCUGUGCCUUGGCACGGCGGGGGCACUUGUUGUGCUGCAGAAGGACCAGGUGGCCCAGCACGCCAUCAAGCUUUAUCGGAGCAAGGGGGCCACACACGGCCACAGCUGGGUGACCAGCAACUGCAAGCGGCUGGUGGGGCUUCUGCGUCAGAAGAAUGUGGUUGUCAGGAAGCUGGCAGCUGCUGCUGAUGCUGUCAGACGAGACAGGGCCCUUUCAGAACCAGAGAGGCUCUUUCAGGUUCACACUCUGGAGGUUUUCCAGAAGGAGCUGAAUGAGAGUGAGCACUUGGUGUUCCAGGCAGUGCACAGCCUGCAGAGGGCGUUGCAGGGAGACUACAGGGACGUGGUCAACAUGAAGGAGAGCAGCAGACAAAGGCUGGAGGCCCUCAGGGAGGCAGCCAUAAAGGAGGAACAGGAGUAUGUGGAGCUGGUGGCUGCUGAGAAGCACCAGCAGGAAGCUAUUAAGAGCGCUUUAGCCCAGAAUAAGACUCUGUCCAUGCUAGAUGAGAUCCUGGAGGACGUCAGGAAGGCAGCCGACCGGCUGGAAGAGGAGAUUGAGGAGCACGCCUUUGACAACAACAAACAGAUGAAAGGAGUAAAUGUAGAGGCAGUGUUGAGAGUGGAGGAUGACGAGGAGAACGGAGGCAAGAGGAAGAAUAAGUCCAAGCAGAAGGAAGUGGAGGACGACCUGGGACUGAGCAUGCUCAUCGACUCUCAAAACAACCAGUACGUCCUGACCAAACCACGAGACUCAACGAUGCCAAGAGCCGACCAUCACUUCAUCAAGGACUUGGUGUCGGUGGUGAUGCUGUCGCUGCCCUGUGGUUGGAUAUGCAGUCUGGUCGGUCUUCCUCCCAUGUUUGGAUAUAUUAUCUGUGGGGUCUUGCUUGGUCCCUCUGGCCUCAACACCAUCAAGUCUAUGGUCCAGGUGGAGACUCUGGGGGAGUUGGGUGUGUUCUUCACUCUCUUUGUGGUGGGAUUGGAGUUCUCACCUGAGCGACUUCGAAAGGUGUGGAAGACAUCAGUCCAAGGCUCGUGCUACCUCAGUCUGUUGAUGGUGGGGGCCGGUUUAGUGUGGGGACAAGUCCUGCAUAUUCGACCCACCCAGACUGUCUUCGUUUCCACUUGCCUCUCUCUGUCCAGCACUCCACUCGUGUCCCGCUUCCUGGCAGGUGGGAGCAGAGGGGACAAAGAAGGUGAUCUAGACUACAGCAGCGUUCUCCUCGGGAUGUUAGUGAUGCAGGAUGUUCAGCUCGGUCUCUUCGUCGCCGUCAUGCCGACUCUGAUCCAGGCACAGAGUGGAGACUUGGACAGCUUCCUGUUUGGGAGUCUUCGCGUGUUCUACCUCCUGGCCCAGGUCCUGGUCUCUCUGGCUGCUGUGCUGCUUCUGUGUUUGAUACUUAAAGCAUUCCUGAUUGGCCCAUAUUACAAGAAACUGCAUGCUGAGAGCAAAGGCAACAAGGAGAUCCUGGUGCUGGGGAUGGCAGCUUUUGUCUUUUUCAUGCUGACGGUGACGGAGCUUUUUGAUGUUUCUAUGGAGCUGGGCUGUUUCCUGGCUGGAGCUCUGCUGUCCACACAGGGUCAUAUUGUUACCACGGAGGUCAUGGGAUGCAUUGAGCCGAUCAGAGAUUUCCUCGCCAUCAUCUUCUUUGCCUCUAUUGGUCUCCACGUGUUCCCAACAUUUGUGCUGUAUGAACUCACCAUUCUGCUGGUGCUAACGCUCACACUCGUCAUUAUGAAGUUCAUGAUGGCCGUAAUGGUGCUGUCGGCCAUCUUGCCUCCAGGCUCUCGACACAUUCGGUGGAUUGUCUCAGCCGGUCUGGCUCAGGUCAGCGAAUUCUCCUUCGUCCUGAGCAGCCGUGCACGUCGUGCUGGCAUCAUCUCCAGAGAGGUGUACCUGCUGGUUCUCAGCGUCACCACCCUCAGUUUGCUGCUGGCACCGGUGCUGUGGAGAGUUACCACACACAAAGGGGUUUCCCGGGCAGAACGCAAAACCGUUACAUGACCGGACCGGCUUUAAGGCCCAGAGGUUCCCGUGUAACUCUCACAAAAAGAGUCUUAUUUGGCCCUUCAGAAAGCUUGGACCAAAUCUUCUUCACUUAACAGACUCUGUCCACCACUGUUUCUGUUUGUGAAGGGCACAAAACCUGCACCGUCCCAGUAGUGGUACUCUAUAGUGUUUAAGGUCUCAUUUGUUAACACUUAACAUAAAUUCAGAUAAUGUCUAUCAAGUUGCAACAUUGCUGAACCCCUCCAUUCUUCUUUGACUUUUAAAGAGUCAUUGAUAACAAUAAAAAAAGCACACCUGCUCAACAUUCCAGCGGAGAAGCAAAAGUACUUGAUGUCUUUCCAGUUCUGAUGUCUUUAACGCACUUAUGAAGAGACACAGAUGCUUUCCCUUCUGUGUUAAUGAAAUUCAGUGGAAUUCCUUUUGUUUCCCUGAUUCUGUUGUUUCUGUACUCUCAACCCAAGGUUGUUCUGAUUACUUGUAACAAUCACAAGGUGAAGGUUUACCAUCACACCUUGUCUCUUGUUUCAUGUAGAAGUAAAAUAUAUAUAUAUUUUUUUUAUUAGGGAAAAUGAUUCUGUAAUUUAUAUUGCCUCAUUUGAGCAUGUCACAUUACUAUUACUGACUUCUGGGAUAGUGCUUGUCUGGCUUACCCUACCCGCUGAUGUACAGUGCAUCGCCGGAUGUCAGGACCCUUCCGUUAUCUCCGCUAUGAUUAUGCAAGGGCUCUGUUGCUGCAUCUGGGGCUGAGCGCCCCCCUAAGAUGAUUGUGAUUGGUUUAAAGAAAUACAAAACAAGUUAGAGGUGUAGCCAGACCAUACUCAAGCACUGACACAGCGCUGUGGAGAUAGGUCUGGCCAUGUGAGGCUAGGCUGUUGCGAAUGUCUGAUUUAAAUCCUUACUGAAGUGCAAACCUUUUAUCUGCUUUAUUUAAUAAAUGAUACUUGUAGAUUAUUGUAAUCAUUGUACUACUGUGAAUUAAGCUGUGAGGACACUCUUCAGUGUUCCCUAAAAACUACAACAUUUCCUUUUCUAAAGUCUGUAUUCAUACACAUUAGUAAAAAGUAAGUACUGGAGAUGAA